Messenger RNA from Clupea harengus (Atlantic herring), 2750 nucleotides. RefSeq names its product ectonucleoside triphosphate diphosphohydrolase 5a (gene entpd5a). The record is from RefSeq and is a predicted model, not a curated record. Gene Ontology annotation, molecular function: hydrolase activity. Lineage: Eukaryota; Metazoa; Chordata; Actinopteri; Clupeiformes; Clupeidae.
CUCUCUCUCUCUCUCUCUUUCACUCUUCAUUCCCUUGUCCUCCCCUCUGCGGGCUCAGGCUGCCCACUCAGCCACCUCUCCCUGUCAACGCUAGCUAGCAGUGCAAGCCAGAGAAAGAGAAAGCUCCUAAGCCCAUACUUCAUUUCUGUUCUGUGCUUCUUUAUUGCUGUCAGAGGUAAAACAUGGCUCAACAGAAGUUGUUAGCACUUGUAGUCUCCAUAUGGGCUUGCAUGUGGGGGCUGUUUCCAGUGGAGGGGACUUACUAUGGCCACCACAUCUACAACUCACAUGUCAUCGGCCAUCGUAUGCCCAGUCACGCUGCCCCCAGACCGUACGGUAGCAUGGACAACCAGCUCCCCCCUGAGCCCCACGCUCCGGAGGUGUCGCCCCGUGCUCCGGAGGUGUCCGGGGGGACUGACAUGUCUGGGCUUCCAGAGGUGUCCGGGGCUCCCGAGAUGCAGCAGACAGUCAACGUGAGCCGCGUGUACUUUGGGGUCAUGUUUGAUGCGGGCAGCACUGGCACACGAGUCCACAUCUACAAGUUCAUCCAGAAGGAUCCAGUUGCGUUGCCGGUCUUGGACAAUGAAAUGUAUCAUGCUGUGAAGCCUGGUCUCUCCGCAUAUGCAGACAAGCCUGACAUGGGUGGGGACACCAUAAGGCAGCUUCUGAAGGUGGCCAAGAAGACUGUGCCCAAGAGUGAGUGGAAACAGACCCCUGUAAUACUGAAAGCCACCGCAGGACUCCGCCUGCUGCCAGAGGAGAAGGCCAGAGCCCUUCUGGAUGAGGUUAAAGAAGUCUUUGAAGAGUCACCUUUCUUUGUGCCAAACAACAGUGUGUCUCUUAUGAACGGCACCAAUGAAGGUGUGUUGGCUUGGGUGACAGUGAACUUCUUAACAGGUCACUUGUAUGCCAAGACCAGGAAGACAGUUGGCAUCUUGGACCUGGGCGGCGGGUCGACCCAAAUUACAUUCCUCCCUAAAUCAAAGAAAACUGUCCAUACUGCCCCUCCCAGCUACAUUGCCAGAUUCAACUUAUUUAACAGCACAUAUGAGUUGUACACACACAGUUAUCUUGGCAAUGGACUCGUUGCGGCGCGAUUGGCUACACUUGGGGCCCUCGGUGCCGACGGUCUUGAUUGGAAAGUCUUCACAAGCUCUUGUCUACCAAAGAAGUUCAGAGAGGACUGGACCUUCGGUGGUCUCACGUACAAAGUCAGUGGGGUCCCAGAUGGUUAUGCCGGAUACAAGCUCUGCUACUACGAGGUGAUGCGUGUGGUGAAGGGCGUCGUCCACCAACCCUAUGAAGUGAAGGGGAGCAGCAUCUUCUACGCCUUCUCGUACUACUAUGACAGAGCAGUCGAGUCUGGCCUCAUUGAUGGCUCUCGUGGUGGUGUUGUGGAGGUCAGGGACUUCAAGAAAAAAGCCAAGGAAGUCUGUAAUAAGAUGACCAAAUAUCGCCCUAUAAGUCCAUUCUUGUGCAUGGACAUGACAUACAUCACCUGCCUGCUGAAAGAGGGCUUUGGAUUCAAGGACAGCACAGUGCUGCAGCUCGCCAAGAAGAUAAACAACGCUGAGACAAGCUGGGCGCUGGGUGCUACUUUUGAUCACUUUAACAACUUUAAUAUUCACUAAGACCAUUGGAUAGAAGGGAACUAACUGGAGGUGAGGGGGCAUGGAUGUGAGGGCCUCAGGGGUGGAACACCCUACUUUAUUCAGAGAUUCCUGCCCUUGAUGUCCUAGGCUGUUUCCCCUACCAGGCCCCGGCCCUAUGGUCACCAAACCCUCCUGUCAUCAACACCCAUCUGACGACACCUCUGUUCUGUGUUGACUCGUCUACUGUACAUUUUAAUGACCUUAAUUAAUAUGAGCUUUGUCUGUUUUUUGUAUGGGUUGCUAUGGUUUUCUUCUUUCCAUCAAGAAGGAUAUGUUUGUGGGUAAAGUAAGGCUAUUUUGAGAGCCGUUUCCUUCUGCGGAGCUACACAUAUAUGCUACAUUAUAGUAGCAGGCAGAGAGGGAGUCAGCUCCUUAUCGUUUUAGUUUUAGAGAUUUAAAAUGAAUCUUUAACACUUAACAUCAUUUGUUCAAUAUUUACUACAACAACAGACAUAUAUAUAUAUAUAUAUAUAUUUAAAUUAAUUUUAUAAUAAAUAAAUAAUUUACAGUGCGCUAAAAUGUCUAAAGGGGUGAACUAGAAACAUAAUUAUAAUACAUUUGUUUGUCACUGAAAUAUAUAUUUUGUGUAUUUAUAUAGAUUUCAACUUUACUGUAGAGGCUAAGUAGUUUUGCGUAUUGGCACAGAAAGAAAAUUGCAAGUUGCUGAAAGAAAGUAUUAUUUUCUUGAUUUAUGAUAAAUGUACAGUUUUAUACAGUUUCAAGGACUUCACAACUUCUAACUUGGACAUUGAUAGGCAAUGUUUCCAAUGUUUGAAGACUCAGGUAUCAAUCCCAAUAAUCAUAUUAUCCAUAGUAAUGACAUAUUAAUGAUGGCAUACAAGAACAUUAAACCUCAAAAAAUCUAGUUUGUUACAAGCACUGUUGAUCUUUGUGAAUUCUUAUGUUUUGUAAUGGUACUACUUUUUCCACUUUAUUCUGUAUUUCUACUCAAAAGGUGCCACAAGGAUUUUUACUGUGCAAAAUAGCAUGAUCAUAUUAUUUCUUCACUUUCGACAUGACUGUGCAGCAUUUAUGGUAUGCUUUUAUGCACAUUAAUUCUCAAUGUAUAUAAUGAAGAAAUAAAAAACAUUCACCAUU